CCCAAAACCGCUGCCGAUUACCACCACGAGAGUUACAUGCAUCAGCGAAGCGUCGCUAUGACCGAGUAAUCAACGCCUCUCGAUGCAUGCGUGUGAAUCGUGCGUUGGCGUCUCACCUAAUCUCAACCCCCAAUUCCAUUUGCUCCGAGUAAUAUAUAUGAUAUGUGGUCGUUUCCCACAUUCCCCUCCCCCCCCCCCCCCCUUCUCUCUUUCUGUUGUUCUUCUUGGUUUGAGCCGAUCUCGCGCUCCCGAGAGAAAUAGGAGGCAGGAGAGAAGGAGAAGCGGGCGAGGAGGAGAAGGGGAUCGAAGUCGAUCGGGAGAGAGAAGGAAGCGGGGAGGGCGAUCUCGAUGGGGGACGCGUACUGCCCGGACUGCAAGCGGGGGACGGAGGUGGUGCUCGACCACUCGGCGGGGGACACGGUGUGCUCCGAGUGCGGGCUGGUGCUGGAGUCGCACUCCGUCGACGAGACCUCCGAGUGGCGGACCUUCGCUAACGAGUCCGGCGACAAUGACCCUGUCCGAGUCGGCGGGCCCACCAACCCCCUCCUUGCCGACGGCGGCCUCUCCACCGUCAUCUCCAAGCCCAACGGCGCCCAGGGCGAUUUCCUAUCCUCCUCCCUCGGCCGAUGGCAGAACCGUGGAUCCAACCCCGACCGAUCCCUCAUCCUCGCCUUCAAGACCAUCGCCACCAUGGCCGACAGGUUGGGUCUUGUUGCGACUAUCAAGGAUCGAGCCAAUGAGAUAUAUAAGAAAGUUGAAGAUCUGAAGUCUGUUAGAGGACGAAAUCAAGAUGCAAUUUUGGCUGCUUGUCUAUACAUUGCUUGUCGGCAGGAGGACAAGCCUCGUACUGUAAAAGAGAUUUGUUCUGUUGCCAAUGGUGCUACAAAGAAGGAAAUAGGUCGGGCCAAAGAGUUCAUUGUCAAACAGCUUGAAGUUGAGAUGGGGCAAUCUAUGGAGAUGGGUACAAUUCAUGCAGGAGAUUUCUUGAGGCGGUUCUGUUCACAUCUUGGCAUGACUAACCAAGCAGUUAAAGCGGCUCAAGAAGCAGUUCAAAAAUCAGAGGAACUUGAUAUUCGGAGGAGUCCCAUCUCAAUUGCAGCAGCUGUUAUUUACAUGAUAACCCAGUUGUCUGAUGACAAGAAGCCCCUCAAAGAUAUAUCCCUUGCAACUGGUGUGGCAGAAGGCACCAUAAAGAACUCCUAUAAAGAUCUUUAUCCUUAUGCUUCGAGGAUCAUUCCUACCUUUUUCGCCAAGGAGGAGGAUCUAAAGAACCUUUGCAGUCCGUAAAUUGUUCUGUGAUCGAUGCUAUCAUCUUUAUCGCAGAAGACCUAAAGAAUCUUUGCAACUGCAAAUUAUUCAGACGCAAGGAAUUUGAAAUUUUUAGAUUUUCUGCCGAGAGGAAUGCUGCAUUAAGCAUAAUAUUUUGCUAAUAGGUGUAUAAGAAUUUAAUUCUUGCCUGCCAAAUUGACUUUCACAGGUGCAUUUUUCUCUUUUAAGAUGAACUUGUGGGUCAAAUUAAAUGGAAAAGCAUUAGAUGUUUA
Musa acuminata subsp. malaccensis (wild Malaysian banana) is the source of this 1541-nucleotide messenger RNA. RefSeq names its product transcription initiation factor IIB. Lineage: Eukaryota; Viridiplantae; Streptophyta; Magnoliopsida; Zingiberales; Musaceae. Gene Ontology annotation, biological process: DNA-templated transcription initiation; transcription preinitiation complex assembly. Gene Ontology annotation, cellular component: nucleus; transcription preinitiation complex. The record is from RefSeq and is a predicted model, not a curated record. Gene Ontology annotation, molecular function: TBP-class protein binding.